Messenger RNA from Sitophilus oryzae (rice weevil), 1071 nucleotides. RefSeq lists its product as uncharacterized. Lineage: Eukaryota; Metazoa; Arthropoda; Insecta; Coleoptera; Curculionidae. The coding region runs from base 1 to 1071 and encodes 356 amino acids. The record is from RefSeq and is a predicted model, not a curated record. The transcript has a single exon.
AUGUAUCGCCAAGUUUUGAUAGAUCCUGAGCAAAGAUGUUUUCAGAGAAUUUUAUGGAAAGAUUUAGAUGAUCCCAAAGCAAUGGUUGAAUGCUUUGAAUUAAAUACUGUUACUUAUGGCUGUGCUUCAUCGCCUUUUCUGGCAGUCAGAUGCUUAAAACAAUUAGCUUUAGAAUUUCAACCUAUUUAUCCAGAAGCAUGUCAUGUUAUUUUAAAUUGCUUUUAUUUAGACGAUUUAUUAGCUGGUGCUUUUUCCAUUUCUGAAUUGCUGAAACUCCAGAAGGAAGUAUCAUUUAUUUUAUCUUCCGGUGGAUUUCAGUUGAGAAAAUGGCUAUGUAAUAAAUCAGAAUUGUUGAAAAGUUUUCAAGUUGAUAGUACAUUAUCAUCAAAUAUAUUGCAGUUAGGUAAAGAUGAGCAGAAUAAGACCUUAGGAAUAUUUUGGAAUUCAUCUAGCGAUACAAUCCAUUAUUCAAUUAAGAAAUUUAAAUAUGAAGGUUCUGUUACUAAAAGAAUGAUUUUAUCUACUAUCAGCCAAAUAUUUGAUCCAUUAGGACUUUUAGGUCCAGUCGUUGUCAAUGGUAAAAUUAUUUUACAACAACUUUGGCAAGAACAAUUAGAUUGGGAUGAAUCUAUUCCUUCAUAUUUAUUAGAAUAUUGGAUGGAAUUUUGUAAUAAUAUUCAAGUUCUAAAUGAAUUCUCCAUUUUUAGAUUUGUGUUAUCGGAUAAUUUCCAAGUAACACAUCUUCAUGCGUUUGCUGAUGCAUCAGAGAAAGCUUAUGGCGGAUGUGUGUAUCUUGUUUGUUUCGCCAACGGCGAAUAUGUUUCUUCUACUUUGCUUGUUUCCAAAUCGCGAAUUGCCCCUAUUAAAAAAAUUAGUUUGCCUCGUUUAGAACUUUGUGCUGCAGAACUCGUAACAAAAUUAGUUAGAAAAGCCAAAGAGCCUCUAAGCAGAUUUAAAAUUGAAAAAACUUUUUAUUGGACUGAUUCUUUAAUUACCCUAAGUUGGAUCAAAGGAUGUCCCAGUAGAUGGAAAACUCUUGAAUUAUUCAUUAAGGUGGAAUGGUCCUAUUAA